Molecule: messenger RNA, 2072 nt
Organism: Paramacrobiotus metropolitanus
Lineage: Eukaryota; Metazoa; Tardigrada; Eutardigrada; Parachela; Macrobiotidae
Exons: 4
Coding region: 221-1540 (439 amino acids)
Source: RefSeq, a predicted model, not a curated record
GUGCUUCUGUUUGAAGCGUUUAGCGCUGACAGUAUUCGCGCUGUACCAUCUGCGCCGUUCCAUAUGCGUAUUCUGAGUGUUAAGUUGUUAACGUCUUAUGGUCGAAUCUCGUACUGUAUUUGUAAUAAUUGUGCAUUAAAUUUAAACGAAAAAAUGGCCUUUGGAUUUUCUUCCGCUGUCUGACAACGAAAACUUAGAAUUAUAAAGUUAUGAUUCUCCAAUGGAGUCUGUUAUAAGGACUUGUGGUUUCUUUUGGUCAAUAGCUGAUAUUUUCGUUGUCAAGUAUAAUAAUGCCGGUGUCUCUGCCAGUCGGGAUCUUCGCUGUUCUAGAACGGUAGCAAAUGCAAAAACCGCUUUCAGAAUUCUGGUUCCUUUGACCACUGCGUUUGCCUUUUGGGUUCUGCUGAUUUAUGAUCUGAUCGAUUUUUUUCGCAAUAGUUCAUGGCUGGCCAAUUAUCUAAACCAGCAGAACCGCGUCAUCACUUUAAUGGCGCUAUUUCACCCGGCUUUCUGUGUGCUAAGAACAUGUCUGACCGUUGUAAUCGUAUUAUGGAAAUCAAAAGAGAUACGCCAACAUCGCCGAAAUCUCAAAGUAUUUUCUAUUUCCUUUGGCAUCUCAGAUAAAACUAUCCUAAUAGCAAAAGCAUGGCUCCUUUUGCUAUGCGUUUUGCUAAACGUAAUCGUAUGCAUACGCGUGGUUUUAGCAACCAUUGCUUUGCUGAAUAGCAAUUUUUGGAAAGUUUAUCCAUGGGGAUUUUUUCAUGCGCCACAUUGGAUUGUGUUCGUUAUCUACAGUGUUGGCACAAUUUGUGGCGGACUUAUCUUUACGUCCAUUGUCACCAAGACCUUAUCAAUGACCACGGGUGUGGUAAUAUGCUGUCAGAAACUGAACUUCGCUGUUCAAGAACUGUUUGAUUUACAGCAAAAUUCACUUAAUUCCCAUGAACCGGAAACGAGUGUUCAGGUCAUUGAAGGGCUGCGUAGAUGCCGGAAUUUGCAAGAAGAGCUGUAUAACCUCAUAACCGAGCAUGAAGACAUUUUUAAUAUGUACUUUUUCACUGUUGUAACCAGUAUUAAUCUUACAUUGUUUUCGGCACUGGCAACUUUGUUUCGGCCAAGAACUACUUCUUUGUCAUGGGCAAAUUGCCUUUUGGCUUGUGUUUUUGAUUUUGUAAUUAUCUUGAUGUUGAUCAUCAUUCCGGCUAGGAUACAUGAAAAGAAUGCGGUCGAUGUCGAGUUGGCGCAAAAACUUCUGUAUCGCCUUCAAAGUGGAUGUAGAUCGUUACCAAUACUUUCUCCAGAGCGAAUGAAUAGCCAAACUGCGGAGGUUAUUUUGAUGCAGUUUAUCCAGCGCGCGGUUUUUUGUCCUCCAGUUCUAACUGUUGGUGUAUGCGUGAAUCUUAGCAGAGGAUUUCUGGUAACGUGGUGCUGCAUUUUAUUUGGAUUUAUUGGGUUCCUUAUUGAAAAAUCUGCGGAAUUCGAAUCCGAUAAGGCGGAAGAAGUCGACAUUGCUCUCCUCUGUAAUUUCACAUCCCCUUAAAUUUUGUAGUGUUCUCGGUAAUUUGCGCCGAUGUUAACUAAAAACCAGUUGGAGCUGCAUGAUAUUUUUAAACCGUAUUUUUGCCUGCUUGUGAUGCAAUUUGUACGCCAAAAUAUUUUUUCCUGUUUGGGUUCAAUUCCGCAGACGGUGUUUCUAUUUGCUACGAUUACAAUAAUGAGCACUGUGAGAAUUUGCUAACUGCCGCAGCUGGAGGUUUUACUUCACGCCCUGCCCAGACUACACGCACAAUUACAGCAUUGUGAACCGGCUUAAUAUGUUGAUGGAUAUGCGACCAUGUAUACUUUCGAUUCUGAUGCUCAUAUGACGACUCUUCCAAGAGUUUUUCCCAAGUCUUUCCAAGCAAUCAGCCUGAACAUAAUUUAUUACUUAUCUUCAUGUUAUGCUUUCUUUGCGUAGGCAACGACGUUUCUGUCAUCCAGCCCGCAAAAAUUACGCUACUGCUAAUUAUAACCCCAUCCGCCAUGUGAUGAAAUAUGCGUCUAUAAAACAGUGCAAUAAAUAUAACGGUUAU